AUGCCUCCCAACAGUGCUAAAUGGUCCAAAUUUUGGAAAAAUGCAGUCCUUGGCAAAUUCUUCAAUCCUGUCGAUCUCCCGCCAGAAGUCGUUCACCACUCCUUCAGUGGAUCUGGCAGUCUGGAAGAUCCCUACAUUGUCGGAUGGAUGCCAGGCGACAACGACAACCCCAUGAACUUCCGCGAUACAAAGAAAUGGCUUCUCAAUCUACUUGGUGCCUUCUCUGCCUUUACCGUUGCCCUCGUCUCAUCUGCUUACUCGGGUGCCCUCGCCAGGAUUGUUAUGCACUUUGCGACAUCCGAAGAAGUCGCACUACUAGGAGUGUCCCUGUUUGUUAUCGGCUUUGCUGUUGGUCCUCUUAUGUGGGCCCCCUUGAGUGAGCUGUAUGGUCGUCGCUACAUUUUGGUCGCGAGUGGUGCGGCACUGACUGUGACUCUUGCUGGUAUCGCUGGGGCACACAACAUCGAGACUCUCCUUAUUUUGCGAUUCCUCGCUGGUAGCCUCGGCUCUGCACCCAUGGCUGUUCCUGCGGGAAUAAUUGCAGAUCUGUUUCCUCCAGCCACCCGCGGCUUGGCUCUUGGACUCUUUGUGGUCGGGUCCUGCGUGCCUAUCCCGUACCUUUUCUAUAUUUACGGCGCUCGCAUCCGGAAGAGAUGCCAUUAUGCUGCCGUGGCAGAUGCAUUCAUGGAGCGCCUUUUGGAAGCUUCCAAGGAAUCCACUGCGCCUACAAAAGGUGAUUUGAGUGAUAGUGAAGUCAGCUCCACGAGUCCACGCCAGACAGAAUCUGUUCCCCAGCGCACCGCCAGUGUAAGCUUGGAAGACGGACGAGGUUCUGAACCUGGCCACGCUGGCACGGAUCGUCCUCAAGGAAGUCUAAAAAGCAGACAGCCAGUCCACCGACGAUGUGAUGACUCUGAUAGAAAGCAUUGA
Penicillium salamii is the source of this 930-nucleotide messenger RNA. The record is from the annotation of a GenBank genome assembly. NCBI's taxonomy places the organism in Eukaryota, Fungi, Ascomycota, Eurotiomycetes, Eurotiales, Aspergillaceae.